This is a messenger RNA of Myotis davidii, 1982 nucleotides long. RefSeq names its product N-acetylglucosamine-1-phosphodiester alpha-N-acetylglucosaminidase (gene NAGPA). NCBI's taxonomy places the organism in Eukaryota, Metazoa, Chordata, Mammalia, Chiroptera, Vespertilionidae. The record is from RefSeq and is a predicted model, not a curated record. The transcript is spliced from 10 exons. The coding region runs from base 319 to 1224 and encodes 301 amino acids.
GGCCUGCAGAACGCGCAGUUCGGGAUCCGCCGCGACGGGACCCUGGUCACCGGGUACCUGUCUGAAGAGGAGGUGCUGGACACUGAGAAUCCAUUUGUGCAGCUGCUGAGUGGGGUCGUGUGGCUGAUUCGAAAUGGAAGCAUCUACAUCAAUGAGAGCCAGGCGACUGAGUGCGAUGAGACACAGGAGACAGGUUCCUUCAGCAAAUUUGUGAAUGUGGUAUCGGCCAGGACGGCUGUGGGCCAUGACCGGAAGGGGCAGCUGGUGCUCUUCCAUGUGGACGGGCAGACGGAGCAGCGGGGCAUUAACCUGUGGGAGAUGGCGGAGUGCCUGCUGAAACAGGAUGUGGUCAACGCCAUCAACCUGGAUGGAGGGGGCUCUGCUACCUUCGUGCUCAAUGGGACCUUGGCCAGUUACCCGUCAGAUCACUGCCAGGAUAACAACAUGUGGCGCUGUCCCCGAAGUGUGUCCACUGUGGUGUGCGUGCACAAGCCCCGCUGCCAGCCGCCUGACUGCAGUGGCCACGGAACCUGUGUGGAGGGUCACUGCCAGUGCACGGGGCACUUCUGGCGGGGCGCCGCCUGCGACGAGCUGGACUGUGGCCCCUCCAACUGCAGCCAGCAUGGGCUCUGCACAGAAACUGGCUGCCGCUGCGAAGCUGGAUGGACAGGGUCCAACUGCAGUGAAGCUUGCAGCAAUGGCUCCUUCGGGGAGGAUUGUGCCAAGAAGUGUCAGUGCCAGAAUGGAGCUGCCUGUGACCCAGUUCGGGGGACCUGCACCUGUCCCCCUGGCUUCACUGGAGACAGCUGUGUUCAGGAGUGUCCCCUCGGCUGGCACGGGCCAGGCUGCCAGAGGCCUUGUGAGUGUGAGCACCAGUGUCCCUGUGAUCCCCAGACUGGCAACUGCAACCUCACCCAGGCUCCCAACCUGAGCAGCAUUCUCUCCCAAGUGAAGCAGUGUCUCCAGCCAUCCCAGGUCAGCCUGCAGACAAGAGAAUUCUCCCUCCUCACUGGGACCGCCUGUCUGGCCCUCACCCUGGCCCUGGUUUUCCUUCUGCUGAUCAGCAUAGUGGCGAACGUGUCCUUGCUCCUCGGUUCGAGGGCAGAGCGGAGCCGGCACCUGGAUGGGUCCUAUGUCUACCACCCGCUGCAGGAGAUGAACGGGGAGCUCUCGGCUGCCGAGAAGGAACAGACGGGUGAGACCUGCAACCCUUUCAAGGACUGAACGACCCAGCUGCCCACCAUGGCCUGUUUGGAGGCUCAUUUUGACGCUGUCUGGCUUCUGCAAGGGAUAGUCCAAGGCCACGGACGCUGGGUGGCCUCAGCCCCAGCGCCAAGCCAAGCUUCUGAUAGCAGGUAUGCCUCAGCCUCUCACCUGGCCCUCGGCCCUCUCGCCUGGAUGUCUGCCGUGGCAGGAGCAACCUGAGUGUUCCCGAGACACUGCUCCUUCCCCGCCUGCCUGUGUCUGCUGCCAUGAGGCCCGUCCCCCAGGGCCUCCGCCAAAGAGCCUCCAGCCUCCUGGGACCGGCCACCAGCGAAUGGAACUCCCCGUGACCAAGUGGGGGGUGCCAGCCGGCCCCCUUGCACUGUGGUGGAUUAAAGAGACAACGGCCAUGUCACGGGACCCUUUUUAUAGACCUCAUCACGGCAUUUGCCAACUAGAAUUCAGUUUCCUAUCACAGGAAACUCCUUAGAAUGGACGGGGGAUGAAAUCAUGUUUACAGGCUUUCUAUUUUGUCAUCCUACCAUCCAGAGGGUUUUUAUACCUCUCGAGUAAAUUUACAUAAUUAAAGGAGCCCUAAGGCAGUGGCUGAAUUCUGAAUCAUGGACUUGAGAGUGCUCCUGGAUCUUAAUAGGCAGGGCUCCUUUACCGGAGCCCUGAGCAGGCAGCCCCCAGCACCUCCAGCUCCCUGAUGUAUCUGUUUAUUUCAUGUGCACCUGAGUCACCUGGAGACCUUAUUAAAAUGCAGAUUCUGGCCCAGG